AUGAGUGUCUCGUCGAUGGUUAACGGAGUGAGCGCCCACGAAAUCCCCUUUCAGGCCGAGUCGGGGCGAGUUCAUGACGACGACCAGCAUGCUGUCCGUGAGAUCCGCAAGUUGGUGAUCGAUUGCUGCAGACAGAAUGGUGGUGGUCAUGGAGGAUCGGCCAUUUCUAUGGCACCCUUGGCCGUUGCGCUGUGGCGACACACGAUGCGGUAUAGUCCUCAAAAUCCAGAGUGGUUUGACCGCGACAGAUUUGUGCUUUCCAAUGGGCACGCCGCAAUCCUCCUGUACGUAAUGCUUCACGUCACUGGAUAUGUUGGCAUGACGCUGGAAGAAUUGAAAAUGUACGCGAACCCAAAGACCGUCGACCCUCAGACAGGGACAUGGAAGGAGACUCUAUGUCACGGUCAUCCAGAAAUCGAGGUCCCUGGUGUCGAAGUUACCACAGGGCCACUAGGCCAGGGGAUCGCAAAUGCCGUCGGGUUGGCCAUAGCAUCGAAGCAGCUCGCUGCUACGUACAACAGAGAAGGCUACGACAUCAUCACGUCGCGCAUUUUCUGUACCACUGGCGACGGUUGUCUUCAAGAAGGUGUUGCGCAGGAAGCAAUAGCCGUCGCUGGACAUCUGAAACUCGACAACCUCAUCCUAUGCUACGACAACAACGCUGUCACAUGUGACGGACCUCUUGAGUGGAUAGUAUCUGAAGACACCAAUGCCAAAAUGCGCGCGUUAGGAUGGCAAGUGAUUGACGUCUUCGGCGGUGACAGCGCUGUGGACGACAUCGUCGCCGCCCUCCAACUGGCUCGGGCACCUAGUCCCGAUAGAAAACCGACAUUCAUCAAUAUUCGCACAACUAUCGGCUUUGGGACAUCUACGGCGGGGACCUUCAAAUCUCACCAUGGAACUUAUACCGACGAUGAUGCCGCACUCUUUGCCGAGAGCUCGAACACACCAAGCCACUAUCUCGAAAAACUCCAAGGCAUAUUUCAGUUGGUGCUCAUCUAA
Molecule: messenger RNA, 1002 nt
Organism: Fonsecaea multimorphosa CBS 102226
Lineage: Eukaryota; Fungi; Ascomycota; Eurotiomycetes; Chaetothyriales; Herpotrichiellaceae
Exons: 1
Coding region: 1-1002 (333 amino acids)
Biological process (GO): pentose-phosphate shunt
Cellular component (GO): cytosol
Molecular function (GO): transketolase activity
Source: RefSeq, a predicted model, not a curated record